UAGUUUUUUUGUCAACAAUCGCAGUGACAAACCCCAAUUGCGACUUGCGCCUCGCGCUGGCAUUGUUUUGAGCUAUGAGCAGUCGGGCAUGAGUAAACAACGUCGACUUUUGGUUAAACAAAUCAUCAAAUCUUUUAACGUGGUGCUAGUGGCUUUGCUAAUGUACAAUUUGUGGCGUCACAAGUGGACUAAAGUAAAUUUCAAUUAGCCAU
Drosophila novamexicana is the source of this 212-nucleotide messenger RNA. RefSeq lists its product as uncharacterized. Lineage: Eukaryota; Metazoa; Arthropoda; Insecta; Diptera; Drosophilidae. The coding region runs from base 89 to 208 and encodes 39 amino acids. The transcript has 2 exons. The record is from RefSeq and is a predicted model, not a curated record.